This is a messenger RNA of Penicillium oxalicum, 1755 nucleotides long. Its product is annotated as putative general amidase. The coding region runs from base 1 to 1755 and encodes 584 amino acids. The record is from RefSeq and is a predicted model, not a curated record. Lineage: Eukaryota; Fungi; Ascomycota; Eurotiomycetes; Eurotiales; Aspergillaceae. The transcript is spliced from 3 exons.
AUGGCAUCUGCAAAGCCUGCCUAUAUCGAAAUUGCCGAGCGCAAGCAAAAGGCGCUAGCCGCUGCAAUUCCGUCGGAAUGGAGAUUGCCGGCGCACUUGAUUCCCGAGGGGAUGCUCUCGCCGGCCGAGUCAAUCACCAAGGGACCCAAAGAUUAUGGCCGAAUCAGCGUGAUGGAUAUUCCGCGCACUUGUGGAAUUCUGACCCCGACGGAACUCGAUAUCACAGAACAGUAUGAUGUACGGCGACUACUGAAUGCUAUGGGAGGCGGGAAACUAAAGGCCGAGGAUGUGAUUCGGAGCUUUUGCAAGAGAGCAGCCGUGGCUCACCAAUUGACUCGCUGCAUCACGGAACCUCUGUUUGACCGGGCGCUGCGCCGGGCCAAAGAGCUGGACGAUCGUUUCAAACGAUCUGGUCGGCCGAUUGGACCUCUGCACGGUCUUCCUGUUUCAGUCAAAGAUACAUUUUGUAUCAAGGGAGUCGACACGAGCAUCGGUCUCUCCGCCCUUGCAUUCAAGCCCGCUGCGAAAAACGCCGACCUCGUGGAUCUGCUUGAGUCUCUGGGCGCCGUUAUCAUCGCCAAGACCAAUAUUCCGCAGACUCUCGCCACGCUGGACAGUUGUAACCAUUUAUUCGGGCGCACUUUGAAUCCACUGAACCGGCAAUGGACCGCCGGCGGAAGUACCGGUGGCGAGGGUGCUCUGGUGGCCAUGCGUGGAUCGAUGGUGGGAUUCGGCACCGACAUUGGGGGCAGCAUUCGGAUUCCGGCCAUGUGUCAGGGUCUCUAUGGAUUCAAACCUAGCGAUGGACGUGUUCCAUACGGCGGCCAAGAAGGAGGGCAGAUCGAAGGGAAAGGCCGAAUCUCGAUCCAGCCGGUGGCCGGUCCGCUGGCACGGUCCGUCGCAGAUAUCGCGGCCGUCAUGGCUGAGAUUGUGCCGCGGGCGGAGCUCUUUGGAGAGGAUUGUAUCCCAGGAUACUGGCCCACUCCUUCUGUCCCGACAUCUCUGACCACGCCUCGCAACUUUACCGUGGGUAUCCUCAAGACAGAUGGUCUGGUCACGCCACUGCCGCCGAUCACACGGAUCCUCGACGAGGUAGCCGCUCGCUUGCGCCGAACUCCCGGCGUGGAGGUCGUCGAUCUCCCACUGCCCAAGGUCCUGCCCAAAUGCCAGGCCCUUGCUGGCCGAUUGAUGGGUAUCGACGGCGGAUCCCACAUGCUUGAUUUGAUCGAGAGCAUGGGCGAGCCGCUGACGCCCUGGCUCGAGGGCCGGAUGAAGCGCGGCAAGGCCCUGACGAUCCAACAGCUUGCACAGCUGCAGGCGCAGCGUGCGCAAGUCGAGAAGGAAAUGUUGAAGAUGUGGACCCUUUCUUCUCCAUCCCGGACACGCCAGAUCGACGCGAUCAUCUGUCCGGUAGCACCACAUCCGGUUCCUCAGAUGGAUCGAUACAAUGCGGUGGGAUACACGUCCACAUUUGUGCUGUUGGAUUACCCUGCCGGUGUGGUGCCGGUGCGGGUUUUCGCCGAGUCGGACCUCGAGCUCGGGCGAGAGAUGAAAGAUCCCGUGUUGGGAAGCUGGGAUAAGGCAAAUCGUCAACUGUGGGACGAGAAAACUGUCGAUCGUCGGGUCUACCUGGAUUCGCCAUUGAGCGUGCAGGUCGUGACCCCGAAACAGCAUGACUACGAGCUGUACCAGGCGAUGGAACUCAUCGAUCGGGCGGUGCAAGGCCAGGAAGGACAAACCCCGGCAAAGCUUUGA